AUGAAUAAAUACUAUGUCGUUCUCAGAGGCAAGGUUCCGAGGAUCUACACUGAGCAGCUGCCAGUCACCCUGGGUGCAUAUAAGAACCCACUACCAGUUGUUGUUCAUGGCGUGAACAUUGACGAGGCAUAUGAAGUGUUCAAAUUGCAGCCAAUCUUCCGUGACACAGCCGGAAGUCUCGAUGAGCCUGCUGAUGAGGUGGUGGACCAGAUUGUGAAGGAGUUACAUACCUCUCACAUAGCAAAGAUGAUUCUAGGCAAUCACAAGGUGAAGUACAUUGUGUGGUGUGGGGCGAAGACCGGUAUAUUCUUGAGCUGGGCUGACUGCAAGCCCAAUGCUCAGAACUUUCUGAAUGUGAAUCAUCAGAAGGUGAAGAACCUUGACGAAGCCAUCACAUUGUACAUGUAUAAAGGGAUCUUACCUGACAUGCGUCAUUAUACUACUAUGGAGGAUUCAGUAUUGCGAUCGCGCAUCGUAAGCGAUGACAUACAAGGCCACAUGAAGCCAUUAGCAUCUGUCAGAGCUGACGAAAAUAGCAUGUUCAGAUUCUUCCAAGGUCUUACGAUGCAAGCGCAGACUAUGCAUGUUCACACAGGAAGAUGUGACACAACUCAAUUGCAAGAGGCUACAUGGUGCAAUGAUUCUUCUGACACUGGCCACACUCACACAGCCCGAAGGGCGGCUUCCACCUCCACACAGCAAACAUCAGAAGCUCACAUUUCCAUGCCUGCUGGGAAACUCUCACCUGUGCCUGCCCACCUCCAUAUGUGA
Laetiporus sulphureus 93-53 is the source of this 771-nucleotide messenger RNA. RefSeq lists its product as uncharacterized. Bases 1 to 771 code for a protein of 256 amino acids. The transcript is spliced from 5 exons. The record is from RefSeq and is a predicted model, not a curated record. Lineage: Eukaryota; Fungi; Basidiomycota; Agaricomycetes; Polyporales; Laetiporaceae.